AUGGCCUUUCGUGCCCCAUUCCGGUCGAUGGCUACCGCUGCUCGCCAUACUUUGAAGAUAGGUCUGAUCCCCGCAGACGGCAUCGGGCAUGAGGUCAUACCUGCAGCGCGCAGUGCCAUUGAGGCUCUCGGCUCGGACGUCCCCAAGCUUCAGUUUGUAGACUUGCUGGCGGGGUUUGAGCUCUUUGCCAGGUCAGGGACGGCUCUGCCUGAGGAGACUGUUGAAGCUCUGCGGGAGUGUGACUGUGCACUCUUCGGUGCAGUCAGCUCGCCGUCUAGGAAGGUUAGCGGGUACUCUUCGCCGAUUGUCGCGCUCCGCAAGAAGUUGGACCUGUACGCUAACAUCAGGCCGGUACUUGCUGUGGCUCCGACUCCCGAGGAAAGGCCGAGCGUCGACUUAGUUGUCGUACGCGAAAAUACGGAGUGUCUGUAUGUCAAAGAAGAGACAAUCAUUCCCACUGAGAACGGUAGAGAGGCUCGUGCUAUCCGCCUCAUCACCGAGCGCGCCUCUCGCCGGAUAGGCAAAAUGGCCUUUGAGAUUGCACUCCAGAGGCCGCGCAAGCAAGUGACCAUCAUUCACAAGGCGAACGUCCUGUCUGUUACGGAUGGUCUCUUCAGGGAGAGCGUGCGCAGCGUUCCUCGACUUGCGGAGGACGGAAGGUACGACAGUGUGAAGGUGGAGGAGCAGAUCGUCGACAGCGCAGUGUACCGGUUAUUCCGAGAGCCCCAGAUUUACGAUGUCAUGGUCGCGCCCAACUUGUAUGGCGACAUUCUAUCAGACGCUGCUGCGGCACUCGUCGGUUCACUAGGCCUGGUACCUUCCAUUAACGCCGGUGAUUCCUUCGUGAUGGGCGAACCAGUACACGGCUCUGCACCCGACAUCGCUGGGAAGGGUAUCGCGAAUCCGCUCGCAGCCAUCCGCUCUGCAGCGUUGAUGCUGAAAUACCUCGGGUACACUACCGGCGCGUCGCGGAUCGACAAAGCAGUUGACGAGGUCAUCCGGGACGGACGUGUGCUCACGCCCGAUCUAGGCGGGAAGAGCAAGACUCAGGAGGUGACGGAGGAAGUGCUGAAGAGAAUCUGA
Sparassis crispa is the source of this 1083-nucleotide messenger RNA. Its product is annotated as Homoisocitrate dehydrogenase. Gene Ontology annotation, molecular function: magnesium ion binding; NAD binding; isocitrate dehydrogenase (NAD+) activity. The coding region runs from base 1 to 1083 and encodes 360 amino acids. Gene Ontology annotation, cellular component: mitochondrion. Gene Ontology annotation, biological process: isocitrate metabolic process; tricarboxylic acid cycle. Lineage: Eukaryota; Fungi; Basidiomycota; Agaricomycetes; Polyporales; Sparassidaceae. The record is from RefSeq and is a predicted model, not a curated record. The transcript is spliced from 10 exons.